AUGAGAUAUUCAGGUUUAUUGGAGGGAAAAUCGUUUCCUGAUCGGAGUUAUUGGUUUAUAUCUUCUGAUGAAUUGUCUAGUCUUUCUGAGAGCCUUAGUACAGAGUCACUUGCACAACUAACUUUAGAUAACUAUUCUGGUCAAAGUGACUAUUCCUUUUCUGAUGACAGUAAUGAAUAUCCAUCAUUUCUCAGUCAUGGGACACAUCCUAAUCGCAAAAUUUCUUGCGAAACACAGCAAAGAAGAAUACGACAUAGUGACGACCACAGCUCAAAGCUUAUAACACGGAAAGAAUGUUCUGGAGUUAGGAGUGUACGAUUAUCUGAUUGUGCAAACCCACGUUCUUACUUGGCUAGAAAAUGUAUUAACGGAACAGCAUCAUCUCUACAUAUUCCACCCACUCACAAAAAAUACACGGGUGAUAUGGAAAAAGGAAGAUCCGUUUCCCGUAAUUUUGUGUCUAAGAAUGAUGAAAUUGAACAGUUGAAUGAAUGGUUAGCAAAAACUGGCAUUGAACAAAAUAUUAUUACUGAACGUAAAUUUAAACAAACGGAGAGGAGAAUACAACUGAAGAAACAACAACAACGACGAGGUCAAGAAUUAGAGAGAAAAAAAAUUAAGGAGGCGAAUAAAUUGAAAGAAGAAUUCAAUGAAGAACGUAAUGAUAGUAGUCGUGAUUUCGCUUCUAUGCCACAUGAAUCACGAUGCUCUGCUGGUUCGUUGAAAUCUGAAAAAUUACAAAUCAACAACCUAACAAAACGAAACAAAGGCUCAGGUUAUUAUUUUAUUGACAAUUUACCAAGAAAAAUAUCAAGCAAACAACAUACUACUAAUAAUCAUAAUAAGCAACCACAGAAUCGUUUAUCAUCUUCAUUAUCAUCAUCACGAUCCCCAUCCUCAUCAUUAUCAUCAUCAUCAUCGCGUCGUCAUCAUCGUCAUCAUCGUGGUGGAGGUGGCGGUGGCGGUGGCGGUGGCGGUGGCGGAGGAGGUGGAGGUGAAAGUUCACUUAUUUCAGAUUUAUAUGAUAUAACUGAAUGUUUAAUUAGUGAAACUGUUGGUGAUUGGUUAUUGAUUAAACCGAUGAAUAAUAAUACUAAUAAUAAUAAUAAUGAUACAAAUAAGAGACAUACUACUGAUAAUGAUAUUAUUGCAUUGACAAAUGUUAAAACUUCGAAAAAAAAUGCUCAGAAUCAAUUAUGCCCAUGGGAAUGUUGGUUAUUAGAGAAAGAACGUCAAAAACGAAAACAAAAGAAAGAAUUAAAAGAGAAACAGAAUAAAGCAAUGAAAGAGAUGAAUGAAUUAUUAGCUCAUGAAAAACAACUUGAAAAAAUUGCUGAACGUAAAUGUAAAGAAUGGAUUGAACGAAAACAAAAAGAGAGAAUACAAUUGAAACGACGUCAAGAAUUAGAGAGAAAAAAUAAGGAAGCGAAAAAAUUGAAAGAAUUCAAUGAACGUUCACAGAAAUCUAAAUUAAAAUAUAAAGAAUGGUGUAAAAAAAAGACAGAAGAAAAGAAUAGAAAAAUCAAUUAUAUAAAAUUAAUUGAAUUCAAUCAACAACUGGCUAGUCAAACUCGUAAAGACGCUUCAAUAGCAGCUUAUGCUAAUUGGUUAAAAUCGAUCGGUUGUAAGAAGUCGACUACUGCUUAUUAUUCACAAGGCUAUUCAGAUGGAAAACUUAUAGAUUAUUAUGAUCGAACAGCCAAUCCGCCACCAAGUUUCAUCAAUCCCAAUCCAUGGAUUAAUCCUACAGAUGUAACUCCUUACAAAGCUGAUUGUUGA
Messenger RNA from Schistosoma turkestanicum, 1779 nucleotides. Lineage: Eukaryota; Metazoa; Platyhelminthes; Trematoda; Strigeidida; Schistosomatidae. The record is from the annotation of a GenBank genome assembly.